AGCCGCGAAAUUCACCGCUGUGAGAUCUGCCCUCAGAGCCUCCCCGCGCACCCCCGCGGCCAUUACGGCGUCCUGCUGCGGCGAUGUGGAGAGCAGCCCGAAAGUGUUACGGCACGGGGGUCCUGAGUCCUGCCAUAAGGCGAGCGGGCUGCCCGUGUUUUACAGCUCUAAAACGAACAUCCGAGCAAACCUACAACAGUAACCGCGCCCCAGCAAAGCAAACGCACCUUUGGACGCCCUGAGGCGAGCUCUGGUUCCCACACGUUUUGCAUGGCUGCUCGUCUCCCCAUCCUUCAAUUCAUUCCUAUACAUUACUUAUAAAGAAACACAAAUGCUUCCUUCCGUGGUUUAAUACCUCCUGAAAGAAAUCCUACACGUAAUCCACGUGUGUUAUUAAAUAUGACAAAUGCACUACAGUGAGCAUGUCUCUCCAUCCAUUGCUGCCCCCAGUUAGUUCUGGUAAAACCCCUUUAGCUUCAAGAGAAACCAGCUUAUGACUCGUCUGCCGAGGCUGAGGUUCAUUUUACUCACAGUAAUAUCAGGGCAACCCGUGUCAUGGGUAUCACAACCAUUACCCGUAUCAGCAGCUUAUUUAGCCAAAAGACCUUUGCAUCUUUUUUGCUGAUCAUGUAUUUUCUGAAGCACAAAUGUUCUGAGCCCCACGAGUCCAUCAGGUGUGAGGCCAAAUAAGCAGUGAAGCACUCAGUGUGCAUCAGGUUAGCGCAGUGUAGAUCUACCAGCUGUCCCAAAAAUACGGAGACUCAACAUGAUUCCAAUAAUAUUAGACUGAAUUUUCAAUUUCCUAUUAUUUAAUCUAUAGCUUAGAACACCAGUUUAAAAAUAAUCCCUUCUGAUUCAGACUCAGAUGUUUCCCUCUUUCUUAUUCCUUUCUUAAAGGAAAUCAACGCAGUAUCUGUGAGCAACAACAGGACAGAUGAUAGCAAAGCUAACAAAUGUAGCUGAAUCCCACCAGAGGUCAGAUCUCAAGAUCUGUUCUGAGACUGCAUCCUGCGUGCUGCAGUUGGAUGUGUUCACACAAACAUAACUCAGAGUCUGUAGUCAAAGCAGAGCACUUCAUGCAGGAAGGAACAGGAAGAAUAACUACUGAGUCAAAGGCAGCCAGCUUUAGAGCACAGCACAUUUUUAAGUGCAGGGCUAAUACAGCUUGAUUGAGUGCGUGUGUGCCUCCACAGGCUUACAUUAGAAACCACUCGAGAUUAAUGCUCUGCUGGGAGAUGAGAUACUCUGGUGAAUCGGGAACUUUGUCGUUCCACGGGCUGAUGAGCCUGGACAAACCCACAGGGUUUUCCUUCCUCACUGGCUGUGUUAUUAAGUUUCUUCUCCAAAAGGGAUGCGGUGACACAGCGAGGCGCCUGCAGGCACUCACUGAAACAGUUGCAGGUGGGUGGUGGAUCUCUGGACUGUGGGGUUUGGGUGUAUAAUCAGAUCACUGCUGAUUCAGAGCACGCAGUUCUUCAGCAAAAGAAGAGUUCCUACAUUCUAGAGGAUGGUCAAGUGAGUAUGGCUCAGUGUUUGAGCAUGUUUAGAGACCUUUGGGCUUUGUGACCCAUUGCUACAUUACUCACUGCAGUUCCACCCACGGGCUUGGCAUUGAACAUUACACCUUCAUAAAUACUGUUUGCAUAUUAUCAACUCGAUAAAAGCCAGAAUGUAUUUGUACAGAGCUUUUACUUACUUUUCAUAGCACAAAGCAGCUGCUUCCACUUCCUUUUCCUUACUCUUUGUGCUCCGUCUGACGGAGGAAGAAAGAAGUCGUACCGAUAAAAACUGGCUCCACAGAAGACAGUGGAUUCCGCCUCUAAAGGUUUAAUACAGAAACCACGGCACAAAUGGGCCUCCACAUCACCAAGCACUCCAAAGUAAAACAAGCUAAUAUACUGAUGUUAGGACUCGAUUCGGCAGGGAAAUCUACUCUGCUGUACAAGUUCAAGUCUGAUGACGUUUUUGUAACGAUUCCAACAAUUGGCUUUAAUGUCGAUAUGAUCGAAACGGGGAAAGAUUUUACACUGACUUUUUGGGAUGUUGGAGGACAAGAGAAAAUGAGACAGCUUUGGUGCAAUUUCCUGGAGAAUGCAGAAGGACUCAUGUAUGUCGUGGACAGCGCUGAUAAGCAACGUCUAGAGGAAUCAAAGAAAGCAUUUGAACUCCUUUUAAAGAAUGAAUCCAUAAAAAACGUGCCGGUCGUCGUGCUAGCAAACAAGCAGGAUCUGCCCGGGGCUUUAAACGCUGAGGAAAUAACCAGGAGAUUCCACAUGAAGAAGUACUGCUGUGACAGAAAUUGGUACGUCCAGCCCUGCUGUGCCAUCACGGGAGAAGGUCUGUCAGAAGCUCUCCAAAGGCUGACUGCAUUUGCAAAACACUACAGCAGAUCAAAGGAGAUCUCUACAAGUUUUAAGCAAAAGGAAAAAAGUUAAGAAUUUAUGCCGUCAGAUUUUGGUGAAUAUGACUCAAAAUAUUUUAUAAGACUCAAAUAUUUGAUUCUGGAGGACUCAUUUAUAAGUAAAUAAAUAUUUAUAAUGCACUUGGACGAUUUUAAAUUAUGUUCUUAUACCUGCAGAUGCUUCUGAGAUACGGCUGCACUCCAUUUGAUUAGUGGCACCACACUCAGGGUUAUUCAGCUCAGACGUGUGUGCUGAAUGGUAAAAGAAGAGAGUUGACCACUUCAAUUUUUGUAGUUGCAAAGAAAAUAGGUGAGCAAUGCUUAAAAUGUUUACGCCAAGUAAUUCAUCAAACAGUAACAGAGCCAAGCAGUUCAUUCAGUAAGAAAAGCAAGAGAUAAGAUGUUGUUUCGUUAGAUGUACUCUGCUGAUGUGUUUGUUGCUUAUAGUUGUUUGUAGCCUAAGCUCUUAGCUAUGUGCAAAAAGAAAUGUAACAUUAUUCAGUAUUUGUUUGGAUACUAUUGCAUUCUAGGACCGAUUACUAUGAACAGAUUUUAACAAGCAGCAUCUGCUCCUGCAGAGGCACAGAUAAAUCUGCUUGUAAGGGGUCGGUCUGCUGUCACACUGUUACCCCCGUCCCUCUGCUGUUGUUUGGGGCUGCUGGUCAGCUCUUAGAAAUCGGGUCGGAUCCUGUCCUGCCUGUAGCAAAGCCACCUUAGAUUUUGUUACUGAGUAAUUUAGUUCUGAUUAAAUCUGACAUAAGAAGUGCAACAAAGUGCUGAUCCUGUUGCUACAGCUUGGGGAUUAAAAAAAAAAAAAUUGAAUGAAAUUUCUGUUGAGACUUCCUGAUUCAUGAAGGAGUGAAUUAGUAUUCUGAAUGCUUUAAAGCAACGAUGGAUUGUUAACUGGAAGACUAAUUGAACUGUAUCGACCGUGAAAACAGUUUAAAUGCUAAGAUGGAAAAGUUAAUAGAGCCUGUUUCUUCAUAAGGAAGUGAAAAGAGGCCGUUGGUUAUGUAGUUAUUGGUUAUACAGUCCCAGAACAUCCAGCCCAUCUAUUUCUGCCUUCUUGAGCCAUGUCUGCAGAGGUAGGAUGCUCCGGGGCUCAGGAUGUUUGCUUAGACACCUGGAUUUCUUCUCCCCUGCAUCUAUCACAAUCGCUGACCAUGUCCUUCAGUCACUCAGCAGCCCCUUGGCAAAAGGAAAAGCCGUGGCAAAGCUCAGCACGUGUGCCUGGUGUGCAAGAAGUUUGCAUUUCAUUCUUAGUAAUGAACAGGCAGGAAUUUCAAGUUGCAGAAGGGUGAAGAAGUAAGUAAAGCACCCAGCUGUACCCUGCUGUCUCAUGCAUGCGUUGUUCACAGACAAGAAGUCAUCAGGUGAAUUCACUGCAGUAGUGAACAAAGGAAGCUUUCUCAGCAGAAGCUGUUAUUAACACUGACAGCAAUUACUGUGGGCUACAUCCUGAGUCAUGUUGAGCCUACAUUUCCAAGAGCAGAGCAGGUCUGCAGACUCGACAUUGCCUGGGCUGUUCAUUUAGAGUCAGUGUAAAAUACCUUCUAGCACAGAAAAUAUUUCUGAUGAAUGAGCAACCACGGAAAUGUUGUUUUUCCAAACUCAACAGUUCAAUGUUAAAAAUGUAACAUUUCAGAUCAAUAAAUUUAUAAACAUUUGU
Tympanuchus pallidicinctus (lesser prairie-chicken) is the source of this 4070-nucleotide messenger RNA. RefSeq names its product ADP ribosylation factor like GTPase 14 (gene ARL14). Gene Ontology annotation, biological process: intracellular protein transport; vesicle-mediated transport. The coding region runs from base 1851 to 2435 and encodes 194 amino acids. NCBI's taxonomy places the organism in Eukaryota, Metazoa, Chordata, Aves, Galliformes, Phasianidae. The transcript has a single exon. Gene Ontology annotation, molecular function: GTPase activity; GTP binding. Gene Ontology annotation, cellular component: cytoplasm. The record is from RefSeq and is a predicted model, not a curated record.